AUGGCUCUCAACCUAAAACCCCAACUGGGUCUUCUCCUCUUCUCUAUGCUGAUCCUCGCAGUUUCUUCGGAGGAUAACAUAACGGUCUACGAAAUCCUUCCUAAAUUUGGCCUCCCCAGUGGCCUCUUGCCGGACUCCGUCAAGUCAUACUCUCUCUCCUCAGACGGAAGCUUUGUUGUCGAGCUUGAAAAGCCAUGUUACGUACAGUUCGAGUACUUGGUCUACUACGAAAAGGAAAUUACGGGUGUGCUCGACAUCGGGUCGAUCAGUGAUUUGAAGGGUAUUCAAGUCCAAAGAUUCUUCUUAUGGUUCGAUGUUGAUCAGAUCAAAGUAGAUUUGCCUCCCUCGGAUAAUAUAUAUUUUCAGGUUGGGUUCAUUAACAAGAAACUUGAUGUGGAUCAGUUCGAGACUGUUCAUUCUUGCCGCGAUAACGCCUUGGGCUUGUGUGGUGAAUCUUGGAAACGUGGUCUGCAGGUAUGGUUCUUUGAUGGAUUGUAUAUGUGUGCGUGGAUAUUUGGGGUUUUUUUGUGUUGGAUUUACUAUGGAAUUGGAGCAAUAGGAGAAUUGACUUUGGGUUCAGUGAGCUUUUCAUAUCUUGAAGAUUCCAGAAGUGGCAGUGUAUCAUCGACGGUUACAGGUAGUUUAAUAUUGAACGAGUUCUUUAUUGGGUUUGGAAGUUGGAUUGCCUUCUAA
Messenger RNA from Ilex paraguariensis (yerba mate), 693 nucleotides. The record is from the annotation of a GenBank genome assembly. Lineage: Eukaryota; Viridiplantae; Streptophyta; Magnoliopsida; Aquifoliales; Aquifoliaceae.